GUGUAAACUAACAGAGCCACAAGUGUAAGUAAGGAUGACCGCGCCGCGCUCGGCACUGUCAUGCGCGUGGCACCUGCAGCAAGCGCUACGUCGCUCUCUGCAAACGUCUCUGCCUUCAAUUGAUGCGGCUUCUCUACCGGCUGCGUCGUUGGGAGUGCGUCGCUCAGCGCAGAGCGAUGCAGACUACCAGACGAGUCUGGCGCUUCAAUUAGGGAACCGCAAAAAGAAGAGCAAAGCAACUCCUCCACAACCCGAUGCUCCCACUCCCGAAAUGCUCGCUAACACCAUCGUAGAUAACUUGUCUACAGUUGAAGAGCAAGUAUGCCCUCUUCUCAAGGACGCGUUCGUCACCAAGGGCGGCUUCGUGAACCUCGUGCUGCACGACGAGUUUGUGGCCCGCCAGACUGUGCGCAUGGCCACACAAGGCGUUCAGCCCACUGUCCUCCCUCUUAGCGAGCAGAAGGACAUUCUGGUGGACUUCGCAGCCCCCAAUAUGGGCAAGAAGCUGCACGUGGGUCAUCUACGCUCCUCCGUAUUGGGCGACACCAUCUGCAACCUGCUCGAGUUCCGUGGCCACCGCGUAUCAAGAAUCAGCCACACAGGCGACGUCGGGUCCGCUCUAUCUACUCUUAUAGUGGAGCUCUUAGAGCAAGACGUGCCUCUUGAUACACUAACGGACGCUCAGUUGGGCAAAUUCUAUGAGAGUGGCAAGCGCCGAUUUGAGGUGGACACAAAUUUCAAGCACAAGGUGGACGAUGUUGUCCUCCAACUGCAACGACUCGGAACAGAUGCCGAAGUGGAUCCAAAAGUCCGAAAAGCGUGGACACGUGCAUGUCAAGUGAGUCGAGACGCCUAUCAGCGCAUCUUCGACCGUCUCCGAGUCAACGUCAACGAACGUGGCGAGUCCACUUACAUGCCGUUAGUGUCUCCAGUCGUCCAGAAGAUGCAGGACAGCGGCUUAGCGAUAGAAUCACGCGGCGCGCUGGGGAUUUUUCUAGACGGACCGGACAAACCUCCAAUGCUGAUUCGCAAGAGCGACGGCGGCUUCUUGUACGCUACAGUGGAUUUAGCGUGUCUUUAUUCUCGCAUCCAUGGCUUCCCAGGCGUAGAUUCGACCCAGUACGACGAGAUCGUGUACGUGACGGACCAGAGUCAGCAGCUGCACUUUAAGCACUUGUUCGCAGCAGUGAAACAAGCCGGAUGGACUAAAAGACAGGAUAAGGAGGACGUUAAGCUGACUCAUGCACCUUUUGGCUUGGUGCUGGGUCACGACGGGACGAAGCUCAGUUCACGCAACGGAGCGUUCGACUACCUGGAAGAUCUACUCAAUGGCGCCGCUGCAGAGUGUUCCCGUCAAGCUUUAGCCUCUGCUACUACGGGCGUCAUCGCGAGUGAACUCAAUUUGACUCAGGAACGGGUUGAUGCCCAGAACCGUGUGGUCGGAGACGCUGCUGUACGCUACUUUGAACUGGCGCAGCAACGCGAACGGAACUACAAGUUCAUCAUGAGUAAUGUGCUUAAUCUGAAGGGCAACACGGGUGUGUACCUCAUGUAUGCGUCUGCGAGACUGCAGGGUAUUCUACGCAAGGCGGGGGGUAAUGAUCGAGUGUCAUGGGACUCUUUUCUAGGACUUUCAAGGGACAGUCUGGCAGCUCAAGAUGUGCUGGCAAAGGCUUCAAUCGACUGGCAUUCGUCUGAACGUGCGUUGGCGUUGCUGCUCUCCCAGUUUGACGACGAAGUGGCAGCUACAUUGGCUCAUCUGUACCCGCACUACUUGUGCGACUACCUCUUCCGUGUGGCUGGCCACUUCCACGGAUUCUACGAGAACUGCCGCGUGCUGCAAGAUCCCCGCCAGGAUAGUCGACUUUUACUGUGCGCAGCCACCGACGCCGUUUUGAGACGAGGUCUACAGCUUGUCGGAGUUGAAGCUGUGGACCGCAUGUGAGGUAAGCCAAAUAUAACGUCACGAUUUUGACUGCGAAGAGUUUUAGAUUGUAUUUUGUGCCAAGCGGGGGUAAUGGCGUGGAGAGCUGCAGGGAUUUGGGUUCGGAGCUAUUGAUAAGAACAGCAAGACGGCCAAGUGACAAAGAAACUUGUCAAAGAUGUGCGUAUACACUUGCUAUAGGAUCAGAUUGGGCCAUGAACUCUGUGGAUUCUGACCUCGCAGAGGCAUGCAUCAGUCGGACCAAACCUGAUGAACGAAUACUGUGUGUGGAUGCGCCUAUUUUGGUUAACAAACCAAUUCUGGUUCCGUCGUGAAACGACCAUCACGUAUGAGCAUGUGGGGAAUGGACUGAUUAAUAUUUAAGUUGGAAGACUCUGAGGACUGCU
Messenger RNA from Phytophthora nicotianae INRA-310, 2331 nucleotides. Its product is annotated as arginine-tRNA ligase. Gene Ontology annotation, biological process: arginyl-tRNA aminoacylation. Lineage: Eukaryota; Oomycota; Peronosporomycetes; Peronosporales; Peronosporaceae. Gene Ontology annotation, cellular component: cytoplasm. Bases 35 to 1945 code for a protein of 636 amino acids. The record is from RefSeq and is a predicted model, not a curated record. The transcript has a single exon. Gene Ontology annotation, molecular function: arginine-tRNA ligase activity; ATP binding.